AGGCAGUGACUGGCAUUCACUGUCCCUCAACAGAGCGGGAUUAGAGAAGACAUCAGAGAAGACUCACUUGCUGACUUGAGGAUACGAUUGGAUAUUUAACCAGUGUCAACAUGUCAAAAGUAUUCAAGAAAACCAGUGGGAAUGGAAGUAUUGCCCUGUACUUGGGGAAGAGAGACUUCGUGGACAAUGUGGAUUCUGUGGAGAUUGUUGAUGGGGUAGUUAAAGUGGACCCUUCUGGCCUUGAUGGCAGAAAAGUAUUUGUCUACCUUGCCUGUGCCUUCCGCUACGGAACUGAAGACCUGGAUGUCAUUGGAGUUUCCUUCAGGAGAGACAUAUGGAUAAAACGAUUUCAGGUGUACCCAGCCACAGGUGAAAGCGUAGCUUCUUCACCAAUUCAGGAAUCCCUUAUGAAAAAAGUUGGAGAACAAGGAUGUCCUUUCUCCUUCCAGAUGCCAGCAAAUCUUCCUUGCUCGGUGUCCUUACAACCUGGGCCAAAUGAUUCUGGCAAGGCUUGUGGCGUGGACUUUGAGGUUAAAGCAUAUAUUGCAAAGGAAGUUAACAAUAUAGAUGAGGUCAUUGAAAAAAAGGACACUUGCCGCUUGAUGAUUCGUAAAAUACAGUUUGCACCAGCUACCAACAAGGCUGGACCCAAGGUUGAAUUAUCCAAGCAGUUUAUGAUGAGUGACAAGCCAGUUCAUGUGGAGGCCUCCCUUGAAAAAGAGAUUUACUACCACGGAGACCCGAUCUCAGUCAGUUUAAACAUAAACAAUGAAACCACAAAGACUGUGAAGAAAAUCAAAAUAUCUGUUGAUCAGCUUACAAAUGUUGUCCUGUACUCAUCCGACACUUACACCAAAGAGGUCUCCAGCCAGGAGUUUGCAGAGACUGUUGGUGCCAACGCCACAUUUAACAAGUCAUUCCAAAUAACACCCCAGCUCUCCACCAACAAAGAGAAGCGAGGUAUUUCAGUAGAUGGACGGCUAAAAGAUGAGGACACCUGCCUGGCCUCCACAACACUGGCUCAAGGGGAUAAAGAGAUGCAAGGAAUCAUCGUCUCCUAUAAAGUCAAGGUUUCAAUAACAGUGUCCGGUGGAGGGAUGCUGGGUGGGCUAACAGGAAGUGAUGUUGUCGUGGAGAUUCCUUUGACACUGAUGUCCCCAAAACCUGCAGGUGAGUGAAAUGUUUUACACAUA
Molecule: messenger RNA, 1193 nt
Organism: Cololabis saira (Pacific saury)
Lineage: Eukaryota; Metazoa; Chordata; Actinopteri; Beloniformes; Belonidae
Gene: arr3b
Product: arrestin 3b, retinal (X-arrestin)
Exons: 15
Coding region: 111-1178 (355 amino acids)
Biological process (GO): signal transduction; G protein-coupled receptor internalization; visual perception
Molecular function (GO): G protein-coupled receptor binding
Source: RefSeq, a predicted model, not a curated record